CAUUCCAAUUUCCAAUUCAGAUCUCAUAUAAGAAGAAUGACGGCUUUUGGUGCUGUGUGUUCUCUCAAGAAUACACUUGAAGAUAUUGACAGGUGUCCUCGUUAUAGCCUUGUUGGUCGGUCUGAAGAAAUCUUAGAAGUCGUGUACAGGGAGUUGGUGCCUUGGGGCGAUAUUCUAUUAAGAUUGAACCACACCAGUCCAAGCAGGAGCAGGAAGAAUGUGAAUGCUUUGGAUGGAAUCAUCAAAGACGCAAUUUGGAAAUUCGAAGACUCAUUGGAAUCCCUUCUCACACAACAGAUUCCUUCACAGCUUGAAAAGACAGCCUCCAUUGAUCUGCAGAGUCUGCAAAAGGAUGCUUAUUCCUUGAUCCAGAAUCUCUAUGAUAUGAAGGAGUAUUACAUCUAUCAAGUAGAGAAUAUGCCUCAAGACGAACCUGUUUCCUCAAAAUUCGGCUUUCAUGGAACCAACUCUAAGAUGAUUGGAUUAUCCGACCAAUUCCAAAAAAUCAAAACCCGUCUUAUGAAAAUUGAUGCCAACUUUGGUCGUGUCUACUCAUUUUAUGGAAUGGCCGGCAUUGGAAAGACGACUCUCGCAAGGCAAAUUUAUCAAGAUGCAGAUAUUCAGAGCAUAUAUGAGUGCCGCGCUUGGGUCACCGUAGGCAGAGUACCUCAACCCAUCACUCAAAUUUUACAAGGCAUCAAUGCUCAACUCUCUGGAAUAGCUCUAACUGACUUGUUUCCAAAAAAAAUAGAUGGAAAGCAUUGCCUCGUUGUGCUGGAUGAUGUCUGGGAUGAUCUAGUAUUGUCUGCCUUGGUAGGUUCCUUACCAAACACUGAAAAUGGAUGUACACAUGUCUUGGUUACUUACCGACAUAGAAUGCUGAUGAGUGAUACAUUGGCCGUGUUUCCUGGUAACGGCUGUGAGGUGCGGUUUUUGAACGAAAAAGAAAGUACAGAUCUAUUAUGUGACAAGGUGUUUGGUGAUGAGGGCUGCCCUCCUCAACUUCACAAAGCUGCCAUUAAAAUCGCUAAGCUUUGUGAAGGUCUCCCUCUCAUGAUAGUCACCAUUGCUGACUUCCUAUCGAAAUCCGAGCAUAUCAGAGACCUUGUCUACUGGAAAGAAGUUGCAGAAAGGAGAAAUUCAGUGUUCACAGAUGCAUAUAAUGAAAUAUCAAAGGUACUUUUCCCAAGUUACAACUACUUACCUGAGCAUCUUAAAAUGCCUUUUCUAUUUAUGGGAGUUUUCCCUCAAGAUAAUGCCACACCCCUUUCCAAGAUCAUCAUUAUGCUAACUGCUGAGGGCUUGUGGUAUGAUACGGAAUGUUUGAGAACUCUAUCUAUUUCUUACAAUCUUGUUUUGCACAUCUUGAAGAGCGUAGAUAAAACUACUUCGCCUCAUAUUCUUGUUGAUGACUUCAAAAAUUUCCGCCUUCAUUCUUCGUGGCGACACGUGUGCAGAGUAGAAGCUAGUAAGAACAAGUUAUAUCAUGUCUUAAAUAAGUUAACCGAUGACGAAGGUCUAAAAGAUCAGCGAGGCUUGUGUUUAGAAAAUAACAUUCUAUUUGGCAUCAAAGAGUUUCGCAACUCGGUGACAUUGGAUUGUGCAUCCUCUUCACGCUCUCUCCUUUUCUAUGGUCCUUACCAACAAUAUCCAGUCUGUAUAGAUGUCGGUUUUAGAUUGUUAAGAGAAAUAGAUGCUCUUACACAACGUUUCUACACUUUCCCAGUAGAAAUUUUGUCACUAGUUCAACUAAAGUACCUUGCUCUAACUUGCAAUGGAGAACUCCCUGCCACUAUAUCCAAACUUUUCAACCUUCGAGCCUUGAUUAUCCAUCCACAUUUGAAAAUUAGACGUUGUAGAGCUCCAUCAUAUAUACCAAUACAAAUAUGGGAUAUGCAAGACUUAGAGCAUAUUGAGAUAUUGGGAAAGAGCCUUGUAGCUCCAUCUCAUGUUGCUUCUUUGGAAAAGCUCUCAACACUUGUAGGUGUGAAUGCUAGCAUUUGCAGUGUGUCGGAACUCUCCAAAAGAAUUCCCAAUAUAAAGAAAUUUGGAGUAGAGAUUGAGUUGACACCUUAUGAUGAUCAUAACGACCUUUUGUGUUACUUUGAUUACAUUGCAACACUUGGAAGUUUGGAGACACUUAAAUUCAGUAUCACAAAUCCUGUGAUUAAGCGCGGUCAUGUUGUCCCAGUGAGUCCUAGAUGGUUGACGUUUCCACGUAAUUUGAGAAAGUUACAUUUGAGCGGCAUGGGGUUUCCCUGGAAAUAUUUGGACGUCGUUGGCUAUUUGCCAAGUCUUAUAGUGCUGAAAUUGCGAUCCUAUGCCUUCCAAGGUUCACACUGGAAAACAAAAAGGUAUAGUUUUAAGACGCUUGAGUUUCUUCUAAUUGAAGAAAGUGAUUUGGUGCAAUGGAAACCAGGAUUCCAAAGCUUCCCUAUGCUUAAAUAUCUAAGCAUGAAACAUUGCUACAAACUAGAAGAGAUCCACAGGCCUCAUUGUCUGAACGAACCCGGAUCUAGUGUGGAGAUUGAAUUAGUGGACUGCAAUCCUUUAGCUUUGACUUGGGCCAGGCAACUACAACUGGGAUUUGAUGUUAGGCUUCGUGUUGUUGCCUCUUCUUCAUUUUAUGAGAAAGUGAAAACUAUCAAAAUUCAAAGGCGUGGAGACACUGUACUCAACUUGGAAAGCGACGAGGAAGAGAAUGAUGAUGAAGAAAAUGCCAAUUGGGAAGAGAAUGAUGAUGAAGAAAAUGCCAAUUGGGAAGAGGAUGAGAUUGGUAUAUGUGAGUUCCUUAAGGCUUUUGAUCAGCUGCUAGGAAGUGAGACAGGUGAAGAAAGUGUUGAAUCCAAUUUUGAUUUGCAGGUUGAGCUCCUUAAGGAUUUUGAUCAGCUGCUAGGAAGUGAGACACCUGAUGAUGAUGAUACUAUGAAUUUUUUCAAGGAAUUCUAUGAUGCUUUGAUUUCCAAAGAAUGAAUCACCAUUGUUCGAUUUUUGAGUUGUCACGUCACCUAAAUACGGGAUGCAAUCCACUUUUGAUUGCAGGAGAGCUAUUUGAGGCUUGAAUCUGCUGCUGCAGUGUGAUACACAUGUAAAAUCCAAGUACGAAUUUUAACGAUGAAUUUAACAACAUCUGCAAUGAUUUAUGGUUUGAUUUGCAAUAAAUGAUUUCAUCAAUGUUGUAUUAUUGGUAUGUCACCUGAAUUUUAGAAUUGUAACUUAUACAUUGGAUUCUUUUGAGGAUUAUAAAUUCAGUGGAUUAUGUAUGG
This is a messenger RNA of Salvia hispanica, 3266 nucleotides long. RefSeq names its product putative late blight resistance protein homolog R1B-12. The record is from RefSeq and is a predicted model, not a curated record. Gene Ontology annotation, molecular function: ADP binding. Lineage: Eukaryota; Viridiplantae; Streptophyta; Magnoliopsida; Lamiales; Lamiaceae. Gene Ontology annotation, biological process: defense response to other organism.